Topomyia yanbarensis is the source of this 1868-nucleotide messenger RNA. RefSeq lists its product as uncharacterized. The transcript is spliced from 3 exons. The record is from RefSeq and is a predicted model, not a curated record. NCBI's taxonomy places the organism in Eukaryota, Metazoa, Arthropoda, Insecta, Diptera, Culicidae. The coding region runs from base 331 to 1305 and encodes 324 amino acids.
GCCGUCUCAUGCAACGAAAUACCCCUGGUCCAGCAAGUGGGCCACAACCUCGGCCAGUCCACCCGACGAUUGACCAGCCCGGAAAGUCACAAACGCAAUGUGACGGACACAAAACCGGGCAUUGUCCCUGGUGGUAGUACUGACCUCGGAUGGACAGUCGACGAGGACAGCUACAACUUGGCCAAGUUUGGUCAGAUCAAUGGAGCGUGGCCGAUUGAUUUGCCACUACCGCUACCAAAGUGGUCUGCUAAGCCGGUUGAACCGUAUAUUGUCGAUAAGGUGUGGCAGUAUGAAGAUUUGAUAGGUGUGAUUGAAACAAAACUACAGCGGAUGUUGGAGGAGACUCAUUACAAUACAGUGAACAAUUUUGUGGAUUUUCACAAGGCUUACCGCAGCACUCACAGUGCCAGCCCGGAUCUUAGAACACAUUUCCAGAACUAUAUGAUACCGAUUAAUCGCCGCCAUCACAUGUGCGUCAGUCUAGGAAUGGAAAUUGUUUCGAGAUUGGCGGAGUAUUACCCCCAAAUUGCUAAACACUUCUACUUGGUCUCAUGUGAGGAGGCAGUAGAGGAGUACGAAUCGUACGUUAACCACUGCGAAGAAAAGAACAUCGAGCAUGCGGGACCAACUUUGGAGAAGGAGCAUGCAAUGGUGGCCAUGAAAGUCGUAGUCGGAGGAAGAGAAGGUGUGUUAAUACUCGAUCCAGGCUAUCAUGUGGCACGCGCUGUUACUGUAAUGAAAGAUCAAAAUUACCCGCAUACCGGCUGGUUUACGCAAUCUGAUGAACCACACUGCAAACGAGAGUACUGCUAUGAAAUAAGCAACCACUGUGUGAACUACAUCACCUGGACUGAACGUGUGACACGCGCCGGCAAGCAGCAGUACGAAAUGUCAGUAAUUUAUAUGGAACGUCCAUACCGAACGGCCAUUGAUGUUACGGUACGUAGGAAUUUGGUAUACAAUUUCCGUUCGCUACUGUCGCGUGAUGCUAAAGGCCGUGUCUGUUCCGGGUUGUACUUCCCGGUCGUACUGAAUUCAGCUGAUGCGCAAGUGACGCUUUUUUACGACAGUGCCAAUGACACACAAGUGAAGCAGAAACUUAAAUUCUCAUUUUUUAGAGAUCCCCAAAAAAUCCCAGAGAACAUAAUGACUCAUCUAAACAAUCUGGCACUACAACUGAGAAUGGAAUUGAGUGAGCUUGUUAGCCUAAUGGGUGACCUUGCAGGAGCUGUGCAGGAUGUGGAAUUUGUGAAGCAAGUGUUAGAUAUCAAUAACAGUAUCAACGAAAUGUCUGCUGACAACUGAAAAAGUCUAAAACUUUUGCUUUCAUGCUAUACACCACAAAAUUUAGACACAAACACAUACAAAACCCUACAUGAACACUUUGACAUGCACAAUACUACCGCAAUUCAAUAGUUACUUACAGGCUCAUAGCAAACGUAUUCAUUAUUUUCCAUAGAUUACUGAAUCGGUUAAUGGUGCAACCAUUUCCGCACCAUGUAUCUAACCACAUUAUAUAUGAAUAGAAAACUAUUACAGUUUAUUGAUAUGUCUAUAAAACACUAGAAAAUGCUAGGCACCUUGCAUAAAAAAGAACAGCUAGAUUUUCAACACCACACGAGCAACACAGUAUCAAUUCAAAAAAAUAGUAUGUAUGUAAUCAGUUAGAAUAUCUCGGGAUAAAGGGGUAUUUCAUAAAAUUUCUCGCUUGAACUUGUAUAGGUUCAAAACACACACCAUAUUAAAAAUUUCAUUCUUAAAUGGGAAAACAUUGAACUAAAUUUUAAUCAUUAAGUUUAACCGAUUUGACCCAACAGAAAAAAAUAUGUCACCUGUAUCUUUUUCAAUAAACGUAUCUAUUGACGAAA